CACCAUCAUUACCACCAUCACCCCCUUAUCAGCCGUGCGGGCAACGGGCAACUCCCCCCCGCAGAGAAAGGGUUGCCUAUUCAGAAGAGUAUAAAACCUUCUCUCGUCCCACCCCCACGGGCACCGCUUUUCUUUUCCCACAAUCCACUUUCCAUAAACCACUCCCUCCAUCGCAACUUUUCUAGCCAUCAUUCUCACCAGAUUCUCACGGCUCUCUGCCUUUCAUCACACCGCAACCAAAAUGCCUCUUUACAACGUCACCCUGAAGAAGGACUCUCCCCCCGAGGAGUUGGAGAAGGCCAAGCAGCAGGCCACCGAGAAGGGCGGUACUAUCAAGCACGAAUACUCUCUCAUCAAGGGCUUCACUGUUGAGUACCCCGAGGACAGCGUCCUCUCGCUCGAAGCCAACGAACACGUGCAUGUCGAGCAGGACGGCGAGGUGCGCACUCAAGCGUAAACAUCCUCCAACUUUCCUCUCACUUGCGGACACAACAGAGAGCCUCGCGGCGGGAAGAUUAAAGGAUGUGUGUCAUGUACGAGUUACGAAAUCAUUCUAGUUCACUGUAGAGCAAGAGGCUUAGCAUCAUGAGUGUGAGGCCCGGAUCGUCCGCUGUGCGGCG
Molecule: messenger RNA, 620 nt
Organism: Aspergillus japonicus CBS 114.51
Lineage: Eukaryota; Fungi; Ascomycota; Eurotiomycetes; Eurotiales; Aspergillaceae
Exons: 4
Coding region: 242-457 (71 amino acids)
Biological process (GO): vacuole fusion, non-autophagic
Molecular function (GO): endopeptidase inhibitor activity
Source: RefSeq, a predicted model, not a curated record